This is a messenger RNA of Danio rerio (zebrafish), 1432 nucleotides long. RefSeq names its product zinc finger protein 989 (gene znf989). The record is from RefSeq and is marked provisional. NCBI's taxonomy places the organism in Eukaryota, Metazoa, Chordata, Actinopteri, Cypriniformes, Danionidae. Gene Ontology annotation, cellular component: nucleus.
AAGGUUCAACAAGGGGUUGAAUGAAAUAUGUAGAAGCACUGUUCAUGCGUGUUUCCUCGUCGAGGAAAAACUCCUGCUGAAGUGACUGAUCUCCACACUGUUAUAAAGAUGGCGUUUAUUAAAGAGGAGAGUGAAGACCUGAAGAUUGAAGACACAUUCUCAGUGAAACAUGAGGAUCCAGAGGAGCAAACAGAGCUGAUGGUGCUCAAAGAAGAGUUUCAAGAUCUUAAUGAAAUGGAAGAGAGUCAGUGUGAGAGACACCAAGAUUUAACGACUGAUGAAAAAUCAACGCCAAAGAAGAGUUUACCGCAUAAAAGAGUUCAGAAAAACAAUUUUACCUGCUGCGUUUGCGGAAAGUGUUUUUCCCAAAGACACAACCUUAAAGUCCAUAUGAGAAUUCACACCGGAGACAAGCUUUUCACAUGUGAUCAGUGUGGCAAGAGUUUCACUCAAAAGUCAAAAAUCGACGUCCACAUGAGAGUUCACACCAGUGAGAGACCUUACUCGUGUCCUCAGUGUGCAAAGGGUUUCCGUCAAAAACAGCACCUUAAACUCCACAUGAGGAUUCACAGCGGAGAGAAGCCAUUUCCCUGCAAUCAGUGUGGGAAGAGAUUCAAUCAACUACAAGCACUUCAAAGCCACUUUACAAUUCACUCCGGAGAGAGACCUUAUGCCUGCACUCAGUGUGAGAAGAGUUUCCGUCAAAGACCGUCCCUUGAAAAACACCUAAAGGUUCACUCCAGAGAGAAGCCAUUCACCUGCUCUCAGUGUGGAAAUGGUUUUACCCAAAAGGAGCGUCUUCAGAACCACAUGAGGAUUCACACCGGAGAGAAGCCUUUCGCUUGCCCUCACUGCGAAAAGACUUUUGCUCAUAGAAGCAACCUUUACUUCCACGUGAGGACUCACAGUGGAGAGAAGCCUUUCGUCUGCACACACUGCGGCAAAUCCUUUAGAUGUAAAAACUCUCUUGUUGGCCACAUGAGGACUCACACCGGAGAGAAGCCGUUUGCGUGUGAUCAGUGUGGAAAGAGUUUCUCGAGAGAGUUCAACCUUAAGUGUCACAUGAGCAAUCACACUGGAGAGAAGCCGUAUACUUGUGGUCAGUGUGGAAAGAGUUUCGUGCGUAAAGACUCUCUUAAUAGGCACGAAUUGAUCCACUCUAAAGGUAUUAAUUGUCAUCAUUGUGGAAAGAGUUUCAAUCAUAAGACCAGCUUCAAAUCUCACAUGAGGCUCCACUCUGGAGAACAAGGCUGAGGGUCCAAAAUCUUUGCUGAAGUACUUCUAUAAAUAAUCAAUUGAGUAAAACCAUUCUAGCGACAGCUACCUUUCUUGUAAUGAUUUUACUAGGUAUACAUACUUAAUUCCAUGGUCUGUUAAAAUUCUUGAUUCUGAUUUGCUUGAAGGUGUGCAAUAAAAUCAUGUAAAACCCUGA